GAACUUACUCAAUUCAGUUAUUUGAAUGAACCCUUUUGCAGAUGAAUCAUUUGCACAAGCUCAACUUGUCCUAGAACAGUGCCUGUCUACUCAAUCAGAUGACAAUUCAAAAGGAACCGUUCUUUUAUCCAUGUCUACCUUAUUAUCACAAAGAGAAAAUUCCCUCCAAGCUAUUGAGAAGCUUCAAGACAUGGAAAAACUUUCAAUUUCCUUUAUGCGUGAUAGAGUUACUGAUGCUGAAGCAUUGGCUGGAUUAUAUUUGGAGCUGGGUCAGGUGUCUUUCAUAUUGUCUAAUGGAUGGAACUGCAUCAAUGGUUGCAAAUGUAUGCUUGCAAGUCUUAGAUUCUAUCAGACUUCAACAUGGAGCUGAAUAUUGUUCAGAAGAUCUACAUGCUCGUUCUAAAGUGAUUAAAGGGCUGGUUAAACUUGCCUCCGGGGAUGUUGAUUCUGUUUAUUGAAGAACUUGUCAGCAGGGUACAAGUAGGAAGGAGGGAGGACAUUAUUCUCCCACAUUGAUAGAUUAAAAAGGUAAUGUUCUGAAUAUAAUUGAGUAGAAUUCAACCUAUAAUCGCCGGGCUCAGUAGCAUGGGCCUGUAACUCAAGCGGGGGCAUUAAUGUGAUUGGAUAAUGGGUUUGAUCAAUUGGGUGGGGUUCUGGGUUGCUAAUUGCUGGCCCGCCCGUUCCAAGCGAUGAGUUAGGGCCACGGGCUUGAGCGAAGGCUCGGGCCUGUGUACCU
Molecule: messenger RNA, 736 nt
Organism: Impatiens glandulifera
Lineage: Eukaryota; Viridiplantae; Streptophyta; Magnoliopsida; Ericales; Balsaminaceae
Exons: 5
Coding region: 99-458 (119 amino acids)
Source: RefSeq, a predicted model, not a curated record